CCAAAAACAAAAAACAAAAAAAAGAAAGAAAAAAGACAUAAACGAAGACUUGGUCGCCUGAGGACUUUGUGGAUUUUUAUCGUUGGUGUUAAUGUCACCUCUUCCGAUUCGAAUCAAAUUAGGGUUUAUUUCCCAGCCAAAAUCCCCCUUUUCAUGCUCUUUGCAUUUGAAAGUUGUCUCCCUCGUCUCCUCUGAUUUUGAAAAUUUUUCUCCGGAUUUGUCUGGCUUCCUCCAUUGCUGAGUUUUCGAGGUUUUCUUCCCCAUUUCGUUGUAUUUGUGGGAACUAGUUGGGGACCGUUGUUUCCUCUACUCUCGCGAUCGUAAAUUGGACUGUGUAAAUCCCCUGUGGGGGAGAGUUCAUCAGCGGCGAGAUGAAGCUUCAGGUCCGAGUCUUAGAAGCGAGGAAUCUACCGGCCAUGGAUCUCAAUGGGUUUAGCGACCCCUACGUGAGAUUGCAGCUGGGAAAACAGAGGUCACGAACCAAAGUAGUGAAGAAGAACUUGAACCCCAAAUGGGCUGAUGAUUUCAGUUUCGGCGUCGAUGAUUUGAAUGACGAACUCGUCGUCUCUGUUCUUGAUGAGGAUAAAUACUUCAAUGAUGACUUCGUCGGGCAGGUUAGAGUUCCCGUUUCCCUUGUUUUCGAUGCUGAGAAUCAAUCUCUUGGCACUGUUUGGUAUCCUCUUAAUCCUAAGAAGAAAAGUUCCAAAAAGGAUUGUGGUGAGAUACUUCUCAAGAUAUGUUUCAGUCAGAAGAACUCGGUUCUUGAUUUGAAUUCUAAUGGCGAUCAAGCCUCUGCUUCGAGGAGCCCUGACUUGAGACUUGAAUCUCCUAUGGAUCCCUCCACUUGCGCCUCUCCUUGUAGGUCAGAUGAUGCUUCCUCUUCCAAGGACGACAAAUGUAACCCGCAGACAACUUUUGCCGGUCGAAUCACUCAGAUUUUUCAGAAGAAUGCUAAUGCUGCCUCACCUACACAGUCGGUUAGUAGGAGCAUUGACGCAUCUGACCCAUCUGAGACCUCUAGGUCAGUCUUUUCCCUUGAGCUAUCUGAGGAUGAGUCAUCUUCUGCUUCCUUUGAGGAACUUAUGAAGGCGAUGAAGUCAAAAGAUCAGGGAAGUGAACCUCCUAGUAAUCUACCUGGUGGGAUCCUUGUGGACCAGUUGUUUAUGAUUUCCCCAUCAGAUCUUAACAUUCUGCUUUUCUCAUCGGAUUCAAGUUUCUACACAUCGUUGACUGAAUUGCAAGGGACCACAGAAGUUCAGAUAGGACCAUGGAAAGCAGAAAAUGAAGGCGAGAGCGUUAAGCGGAUUGUAAGUUACCUCAAGGCUCCAACCAAACUUAUUAAGGCUGUGAAAGGCACAGAGGAGCAGACAUAUCUCAAAGCGGACGGAGAGGUUUACGCAGUUUUAGCAAGUGUUGCCACUCCAGAUGUCCCAUUUGGAAGUACCUUCAAGGUUGAAGUGCUUUACUGCAUCUCUCCUGGACCUGAGCUGCCAUCUGGGGAGCAGUGUUCCCGUUUGGUUGUUUCAUGGAGAUUGAAUUUUCUUCAGAGCACAAUGAUGAAAGGUAUGAUAGAGAAUGGAGCCCGACAAGGUCUGAAAGACAACUUCGAACAGUAUGCCAAUCUGCUGGCUCAAAAUGUAAAGCCUGUAGAUUCAAAGGAUAUUGGGGUGAACAAGGAGCAAGCUCUCUCUUCCUUGCAAGCUGAGCCUCAAUCAGACUGGAAAUUGGCAGUACAAUAUUUUGCUAAUUUUACUGUGUUCUCCACUUUCUUGAUUGGUAUUUAUGUAUUUGUCCAUAUUGUGUUUUCCAUACCCAGUGCAAUCCAAGGGCUUGAGUUUAAUGGCCUUGAUUUACCGGAUUCAAUUGGGGAAUUUGUUGUUAGUGGGGUUUUAGUUCUUCAGUGCGAAAGAGUAUUGCAAUUGAUUUCCCGUUUCAUGCAAGCAAGAAAACAGAAAGGUAGUGAUCAUGGCAUCAAAGCGCAUGGAGAUGGUUGGUUGCUAACUGUUGCUCUAAUUGAGGGGGUUGAUCUAGCAGCUGUAGAUCCAAGCGGGCAUUGUGAUCCGUAUAUUGUAUUUACUUCCAAUGGGAAGACAAGAACUAGCUCCAUCAAGUUUCAGAAAUCUAAUCCUCAGUGGAAUGAAAUAUUUGAAUUCGAUGCGAUGGCUGAUCCUCCUUCUGUACUGAAUGUUGAAGUUUUCGAUUUCGAUGGACCGUUUGACGAGGCUGUUUCAUUGGGGCAGGCCGAGAUCAACUUUGUGAGAUCUAAUAUAUCUGAUCUAGCGGAUGUUUGGGUUCCUCUUCAAGGGAAGCUGGCUCAGGCAUGCCAAUCCAAGCUGCACUUGAGGAUUUUCUUGGAUCAUACAGGAGGUGGAGAUGUUGUUAGAGACUAUUUAAAUAAGAUGGAGAAAGAGGUGGGCAAGAAGAUUAAUGUGCGAUCUCCUCAAACAAAUUCAGCCUUUCAGAAGCUCUUUGGUCUUCCACAAGAAGAAUUUCUAAUCAAUGACUUUACAUGUCACUUAAAACGAAAAAUGCCUUUGCAGGGUCGUCUUUUCCUUUCUGCAAGAAUUGUUGGCUUUUAUGCAAGCCUUUUUGGUAACAAAACAAAAUUCUUUUUCCUGUGGGAAGAUAUAGAGGAUAUUCAAGUGCUCCCUCCCACUCUUGCCUCGAUGGGUAGUCCCAUUAUCGUCAUGACUCUCAGACCAGGUAGAGGUAACGAAGCAAGGAUAGGCGCAAAGACACAUGAUGAGGAAGGCAGGCUUAAGUUCCAUUUCCACUCAUUUGUGUCUUUCAAUGUGGCUCAAAAGACGAUAAUGGCUCUGUGGAAAGCAAAAUCCUUGACUCCAGAGCAGAAAGUGCAAGCGGUUGAAGAGGAAUCAGAGCAGAAACUCCAAAGUGAAGAGAGUGGUUUGUUCUUGGGUAUUGAUGACGUGCGAUUCUCUGAGGUCUUCUCUUUGACUCUCCCAGUUCCGGUAAAUUUCUUUAUGGAGUUGUUUGGUGGGGGUGAAGUGGAUCGUAAGGCUAUGGAGAGAGCAGGUUGCCAAAGCUAUUCUUGCAGCCCGUGGGAGUCAGAGAAGGCUGAUGUGUACGAGAGGCAGACAUACUACAGAGACAAGCGGAUAUCACGUUACAGAGGAGAAGUAACAAGUACACAGCAAAAGUCGCUUGUGCCAGAGAAGAAUGGAUGGCUGGUGGAAGAGGUGAUGACCCUGCAUGGAGUUCCACUGGGUGACUAUUUUAAUCUCCAUCUUAGAUACCAGAUGGAAGAAACGGCGUCAAAACCAAAGACAACAUAUGUGCGAGUAUACUUUGGGAUAGAAUGGCUAAAGAGCACCAGACAUCAGAAAAGGGUGACAAAGAACAUCCUAGUAAAUCUGCAGGAUCGGCUCAAGAUGACAUUUGGAUUUCUGGAGAAGGAAUACAGCAGCAGCAAGGAACAUAAUAUAUAAAAAAGCCUUUGGUGUGAAAAUGGAGGACACGAAGUGAACUCAUUCCAGCUUGAAAAUGAGGUAUGUUAUUUGUACACAACACACAAGUAGCGAAAAUGAAGCGAGAGAGUGUAAAUGGAGGCGAAGCUCUAGUUAAGAAUUGCUAGUGUGUGAAACUUUGUUGAUUCUUUACAUCAUGUGCCAUCACUGUUUCUUUGUUGUUCGAAUUGUAUUGUAUUGUAGUAAAAAUAAAGCAAGAAUUUGUGAUUAUGUUGUCAUGUUGAUAUGCUCUGUAGUAGAAAAUGUUGGAAGCU
This is a messenger RNA of Capsella rubella, 3739 nucleotides long. Its product is annotated as C2 and GRAM domain-containing protein At1g03370. The record is from RefSeq and is a predicted model, not a curated record. NCBI's taxonomy places the organism in Eukaryota, Viridiplantae, Streptophyta, Magnoliopsida, Brassicales, Brassicaceae. The transcript has 8 exons. The coding region runs from base 372 to 3446 and encodes 1024 amino acids.